Molecule: messenger RNA, 12719 nt
Organism: Porites lobata
Lineage: Eukaryota; Metazoa; Cnidaria; Anthozoa; Scleractinia; Poritidae
Source: the annotation of a GenBank genome assembly
AUGUCGGACGAGGAUCUGCGAGGUUCUUAGCUCGAUUUGGUUUUAUUUCUUUCGAUAUUUAUGUAUUUCCUUUUGCGAUACUUUUUCCUUUUAGUUGUUGUUAACAUGACUGUGUCUUGCUUGCAACUUUCUGCUCGUAGACACCGAUACAGGGAAGAAGAAAGGCUUCUUCUCCAGCCUGAAGCGCUCGAAGUCAAAAGGAGGCCGUGGUAGGAAAAACACCAAAUCGAGCUCCAUGCCGCAUCUUCCUCAGUCUUACGCUCAGAUAAAUGGGAAUGCUGUUAAACGUACUGAUCAAUUUAAUAUUUCUCAACCAGCUAAAGGUGGUGCCGAAGAAGAUGGGGCUGCACCUGUACCUUCACCUAGUGAGGCCGGAGGUUUAACGGAAUGUCCCGCUCAAGAUGUCUCGCCCGGCUCAUUGGUAUGUUGGCCAUGACAUAUUUUUAGUUUUAGAAAAGUUUAAUAAGAAAGAGCAAAUCGACGCUUAAGGAAGAAUCCUUUGUUGUAGAUUGCCCGUCGAACUCGAUUGUUGUUGUCAUGCCAUCGACAAUUUCCCCUGGUUUCAAAUUUCAAGGGUUUUCCCUUUUACCUGCUUUUAUUGAUGAAACCUUUACAUACCAUUAUCCAUCCUAUUUUUAAGGCUGGUGAUGUAGCCAGAGCUGGAAAAUGUGCAUUCUUUUCUCUAGAAGUAGAGUUAAAGGAUGGCAGAGACUUGGCAGCCCGAGACAAAACAGGUACCUGUAUUUUUAAUACACCAGUUAUGAAGAAAAAUAUAUCAAGCUUAUUUGAUAUUGUGUUUCUCAACAACAUAUUCUGAUUCUUGAUUUCUUCUGAAAUACUCUGCUAAUUUUUAAAAGUACCAGCAUAAGAUAAAUUAAAUCUUUGUUUUCAAAUUUUGGAUGAUAUAUAAACCAUAACAGAUUAAACCUCUAAGACUAAGAAUUAAAAUUCGCUAAACGGAAUGAUAUUUGUAAACAAGUAGCUUGCGGAAUGUUUUGAAUUCGGAUAAAACUAAGCCAACAUAAUCUGAAAUAGUGACUUCUUAAAGAUUUAAUAUCGAACUUUAGUUGUUUUCGAUUUACUGCAUAACGUAAAACUUUACCAUCCUCAUUGCUCAUUUUGGUUGGAUAUAAUUUUUAGGAAUAUUAAUAUUUUUUUAGUGUUAAUAAGAUUUAAUACGUUCUAAACGUCAGUGACUCAUCAUUUAAUGACAACUUUGCCUAUAUUAUUUGAACAAUUUAAAAAAGUUCAACUUAAGUUUUACUCUGACUGGGUAUACCUAUUAAGUCGCAAAUAUUGCGCUUUAAUACCUUAGUGACUAGCUUUACUUUGAAGCAUGCAUUUUAUUUCCUUUGUUUGCAUAUGGCUGAACUGUCCUUUAGUAAAUGUAAAAUAAGAGACCGCUGUAUGUGAUGCUGUGGUUAAUAUCCAUCGUGUUAAGAAUACAGUAGUUUCACGAGAAUCGCUUGGAGAAUCGUGUGUUUUAAAUUUCUAGAGACUUAGUGAGACAUUUUAUCAGUUAACACCCUAGUCUAUUAUUAAUUAUUAAUCAAUUUUUCAAAUAUGGCCUUAGACUUACUAUGCAACAGCACAGCACUAGUUCAGGUGAAGAACUUUGUAUUAACAUGUCUCAAAGACAGACAACUGCAUGACUGUAGUAAUCAUCCUUGACAGACAAUGUUCUGUUGGUUGGUUAUUGGUUGAAAGGUUGUUGAAUUAUAUUAAAAAAGAUAGCUAAUUGACAGAUGUACAGGUAUCUAAACAGGUGGUCUACUUGAGUAACCAAUAUAAGCAAAUGCAUAAAGUCUGACAUGUUGUCCUUAUAAAUACACAUUAUGUUUGAUUGGAGAAAAUUUUUUCCAGUCCUUUGUGGUGAUAAAAAAAAAUUCUCCCUUUCUUGGAGUCACUUUGACUCCUUUUCCACAAAUUUUGGAGUCAUUUUGGAAACUGUGGAUUCAAAAAAUUUGAAAAAACUUUACUUUUUAUGAGGAGCAAGAAAACUGAAAGUUACGCUGUCUUACUUUCGUUUUACUGACUAUGGAUUCAUUACAAAUACACCAACUUUCAUUUUGUCUUUUCCCUGUACAUGCAACCAAUCUGCUAUUAGUUAAUGUCUUUUUUGAUAAGUUCAUAGCAAUAUCAAAGUACCGUUACCAAUCUCAAGUUGUAAGUGUCAACAUUGUCAGAUUUUGGUAAUACAAUGCUGAGAUGUUUUUUUUCGAAGAUGAAGACUCCAUUUUGAACAUGUGGAAGGUAGAUACUUAAUACAACUAUUACGUGAAGAAUAUGAACAAAGGACAACUUCUGACCAGCAAGUUUGACAUUCCAAAAUAGUAGCCAAAGUAGCAGUCUUGAAUAUCAACACAAAGAAGCGGUAGAAAACUUCAUUUAUCAAGGAAAUGAUGCCACAAGCCCGCCAUUUCCUUCAACCUUCUAUAUAUGGUUUCAUUAGGAAUCUAACAAUGUUUAAAUUUUGCCUGCCAGAUUUUUAACAUUUAGCUCAAUAAUUAAAUUUUAUAUAUCAUGACUCUACGUUGGAGUCAAGAUCAUGACUCCUUGUAGGAAAUUUUUUGAGUCAUAGAUAAAUUUUUGGCAUAAAACGUAUUUGUAAUCCAUGGCUUUGUAAAAAAUUCAUAAUGCCUGCACCUUCAUGUUUCUAAAGAAAUGACUGAAACUGUUUGUAGAUGUUAUAAACAUGUAUCCAAAAAUGCCCAUUUCUUGAAGUACAUGCAUGUUAUCCAAACUGUGAAAUUUCUAAGGAUGUUUGCAUAAUAAAUCUUUCGUAUGUUUCUCAGCACUCAGUUUCUGUGGUCUAAUCUGCUAAGGUGCAAAUAGUACAACAGGGUAAACGUGCAGUAGUAAAAAACAGACUUAAAGCCAAAAAAAGUUAAUGCAUUAAUAUUUGUACUGAUUUGUAGUAUUGAUGAUUUUCUCCUCUUUCCUGAAUUAGAAAAUGCAACAUUUCCAUUGAUAAUUAUAAUCUCAUCAAAUGGAUAGCACACACUCACUUACUCAGUCUGAAACUUUGGCUCAUCCUCGGUGUAAGAACCUGUUAAACUCACUGGUGACAUAAAACAAAGAAAACAAAGAAGUCAACACUAUAAAACCUAGAAAAACAAAAGGUACAAAACAAAGAAAAAGUUCACAGGUUACCGAGGUAAACCCGAAACUUUGACGUAACUUGACAUCACAGUUUCAAUCCAUGCUUCUCUCAGUUUUAAUUCAAAAAUUUCACUGGUCAAAAUUAAAUUCACUCUAAAAUUUUUGGACUCAGAUUGAUUCUCUAUUUCCUUCGUCUCAUAGCCCUUAUUAUUCAUGAAUAAAGGCCAGGAGACAAAGGAGAUUGAGAAUCAAUCAGGUUAAAAAAAAUGAACCUCAUGAAUUUAAUUUUGACCUGUAACAGAUAUUCAAGCAAAGUUUUUCAUAUUCACAUAAACCAGUUAGACCAAUUAUUAUUGCAAUAAUGAAGAUACUUUGUAAUUUUUUUGACAUGUAACUUUGUAAUAGUUUGUCAUAAUAAUAGUAAUAAAUUAUUAAUACAGGGUAAUAAUGGAAAGAAUAAUAACAAACAAUAAUAAUAAUGAUAAUAAUAAUAAUUUAAUGAAGUAAUACAGAUAAAUUAGGCAUUAUGAUAAGCAGGAUAAUGCUCUUGAGUUUUGAAUAUUUAUUUCACUAAUAUUGUUUUAAAGUUGAGUUUUCUUAGCAGGUGACUCCUGUUUUGGUAUGUCAUAAAGUUAAAUAUUUUAAAUAAAUACAACACUAAUAAGUCAAAAUUAAAUGCUUUUACUAAUGGCAUUUAACAGUUGCUAUAAUUUUUAAAGGAGCUGAAUUUAAAACAUCAAGUCUUCGUUCAUACUUUAUGAAAGUUGACAGUAAUUUGUUUGGAUAUUCUUACAAAAAAUAAAUAGCAACUUUUUUUUUUGAAGAACAACGACUGCAAGUACAUUGAAAUAAAACCCAUGAAUAAGAGAUUUUCUGUUGUCAUUAACAGAUUGGAAAUGGACUUUUAUCUUUUCUUCCACGGCUUGAUUAUUUCAGAGUUGAUUAUUUUUUAAAAAUAAACACUCAACAUGUGACUAUGUAUGUGUGCGUUAAACUUUUAUUAGUUUGCAGCUUGUUGCUCUCUCAUGGCAUUUAAAAUGUUGUUAACUGUGGUCAUUUUAUUAGAUUCUUUUAGUGUGGAAUUUCUUCAUGAAAAGCCAGUUACUAAACCUAUCACCAGGGCACCAGGUUUGAUUUAAUCCUAAACAAAACAUAAAAAGAUAAACUUUUUUGCUUAGAAUAGUUAAAAUGAACAUUACUUCACAUAACAUAAAGUGACUGCAUAAAAAUGGUUACACUAAAAUUUUUUAUUCUUCAAUGUAACGGUUCAGUUGACUUAACUAACAUAAGAACAUUUACAUGUAAAAGACUGAAAUAAAUGAAUAGUAUACAAUGUAUUUCAAAUUUAUAAACAGUAUUCUGAAAUGACAAUAAAUUUAAAUUUAAAUUUCAUAAAUUAUAAUAGCAUUAAUAAAUAAAAUAUUAUUAAUAUGCGAAAAACCUAAACUGCUUACUAAGGCCUUAUACACUUAACACCUAUGAAAACUUAUUGAUAUCAUUCAUUUCUUAAACAGUGUUCUCACCAGAAUUUUGUGAUUUGUGGCCUAAUGACACUAGGCCUUGAAGCGUCUGGGCCAUUUAAAACAAAGAAAUUAUGAGUCACAAGAGUUCACUCAGUUUGAAGUUUUCAACUGAAAUUUGUGUAAUUAUAACUACAAACACUGGAAUAAAACCAAAUGUCCUAACCAAAUAUUGUUGUUUAUAGUCGUACUAGAUAGAAAACAACAAUAAAAUAUUGCUCAUUAUAAUCAAACUCAUAUUCCGCCGGGAGCAGUAAAAAACUUGAUUGCCUAUUUACAACCAAAACUGACUUUUCAAUUAAGUUGCUACAUUUCUGCACCCUGUGGGCCCUUAGACUUUUUAAGUGCACCAUUUCACUAAUAAAUGUGUGAAUCCCGCAAUGGUGUAGUGUAGUGAAGACACUGCUUAAAAUGUGUUUUUGAAAUUUUUUUAUCAAUAUAGAUAUUUAUUUUUUCUUUUCAGGCACCAGUGAUCCUUAUGUGAAAUUUAAAACUGAUGGAAAACAGAUAUACAAAAGCAGAACUGUGCAAAAGAACUUAAAUCCUCAGUGGAAUGAGAAAUUCUGUGUACCUAUUGAAGAUAUAACUGUUCCUCUUAUCUUAAAAGUACUUGAUUUUGAUCGAGUUGGCAAUGAUGAUCCAAUGGGAAGAGCUGUUGUGGAUUUGUCAGCAAUUGAAAUUGAGAAGUAAGUUUCCUUAUUAUUUUAAACCCCUUCUCUUUAUUUUAUAAUACACACUAGUAGGUGUGUAAAAUAAUAUUUCUUUGUUUGAUACUUGUAGUUACAUUAGGGUGCUGUUUCAAUUCACUAUUUAAAAGCUGUUUUAAAGCCAUGCAUUCAUAGAAAUAGCAAUAGAAAAGAGAAAAAAAUGCAAGCAUUAAAAGGUUUACUGUGAAACUCACAAAACUGUGAGCACCAGAAAUAUUUGUGGAAUGUUAUUGUGUUAUUGCGAGGAAUUAGCCAAUAAGGUGUGAGAUAACUCAACUGCAAAGAGCAACUGUAAUUAGUUUGUGGUUUUGAGGUUUGCUUGCAUGUCCUGAACUUUAUGUGACUGGUCACUACACAAUCAAUAUUGGACCUGAAAUAUUUCAAGUGUUCAUGGUUUUCUGCAUUUGACAGUAAAAUGUUUUAAGUACAUGUGUACCUGUACUUCACUUUUGUGACAUGGUUGUGUGUGCCAAACUGGCCUGAGCUACAUGUACCAUUGUAUCUGAAAGUUGUUGAGCAAACACAGUUGUGCUUAUCCUGCCUAUUUGUUUUUUCUUUCUUAAUAAUGUAAUAUUUAUGAACUCAGACCUACAGAAAUGAUCCUUGACCUAGAGGACCCUGAUGGAGGAAAAGAAAAGUUGGGUCAGAUUUGUGCAAUCUUUACUGUUCAGCCAAAGAAUUUUGAGGACAGGCAAGAGGUAAAUAUAACUCAUAUCCAUAAAAACUGUAUAGAGGGUAUUUCCUGGAAAAGUGAAGUCGAGGACUAAAGGCCCCAGACCUCAGCUCUACACAGCUUUGUAAUUACUUCGACACAGAAUUUAUAAUUUAUGUUAAUUGUACUGAUUUUUAUGGUAUAGUGCACACAUUCUUGAGUGCAGGUAUAUGGGAAAAGCUUGGGAACAGCUUAGCUUGGCUCUCUCCUUUCCCUAGACAAGGCUUGUCAUUAAGCCAAACAAGACAGCUUAUUUUUGUGGCUGGUUUUGCUGCUUAGGUACAAAUAUGGAUGUUAUUCACCAGAUGGCGACUUACACUUAGCCUCUCCUGGAUAUUGCAAGCCUUUCUUUUUUUGUGUGAAUAAUUUUCAGAAUUUUUAGUGACUUCAUUUCAAUUUAAGUCCAGUCCUUUUAUUGAUUUUUCCCAAAUUAUUUUGCUUGCAGGUUUCUAAAAGAGCUUCAACUUCAAAGAAGGGCCAGCCUCCUAAAGAACCCGGCAAAGGACAACUGUGGGAUGGACUGGUGUCGAUCAUUCUUGUAGAGGGCAAAAAAAUGAUCCCCAUGGAUGAUUCAGGUGAGGAGAGGACGACUUGACUGAUCAAACAGUUACAAAGCAAGAAACUGGAAUUGUAUAAACCAAAGUAAUAAAGAAGAAAAACUUAUUGUUGUGAAUUGCUGUACUUAAACGUGCGGUCCAAGAUCUCUUGUCGGAGACUAUACUUGUACAUCUGUUCAUACAUGUAUAGUUAUGCCACUUUAUGCAGCCAUUCUGUUUCAGAUACAUGUUACUCUUGCAUUGCACUGGAGUUUUAACAAAACUAACAUGAAUAAAACGUUCUAAUUUUUAGGUCUUAGUGAUCCUUACUGUCGUUUCCGUUUGGGAAAUGAAAAGUACAAAACAAAAGCCUGCAAAGAGACUCUGAGCCCACAGUGGAAAGAACAGUUUGACUUGAAGAUCUAUCCUGACUCUCCCAUGAUGUUGGAGGUGACUGUGUGGGACAGAGAUGUUAGAAAAGAUGAAUUCAUGGGAAGGUAAAAUGUUCAUUAUUCUCAUGUUUGUUCCUCUAUGAAUUGAUAUCCACAAAACAGCAUACUUUUUCUCAGACGAUGCUGCACAGGAACCCUAAUCUUUGUUUAGACCAGGGAGACCAUUCACGAUGAAGCAAUCUUAUAAACAGUCGAAUCCUGGAGGAGUUACAUAAAUCUCAUAAAAUAGCUUGAAAGUGAGGGGGUUUGUAUUUAGAUGUUUUUAAAAAUCGUGUCCACUUGAGGGAAUUUAAAAAAAAAAAAAUAGAAAGUAAAGAAAGCAGAAAGUACUCCCUUUCCAUACAUUUUUAUUGUUUCAACGACCAUAAAUGAGUGUGGGUAAAAUCAAAAUAUCCGUUUGAUAGCCACCAAAACCGUAUUUAACGAAAAUAAAAAAAGAACGGCUAGAUAAGAUUUCCAAAAACCUGAAGAUGAUUGGCAAUAAGUAACAUCGACAAGACAAAUGCUUCACAAUGUGUUCGUCCCAUGAAGUUGAAUUUCGUGAAUAGUGUUACGUAGUGUUUUUCCCUGCCAACCUCAGCCUUUUAAAAUGGACCUCCACAAGAAAAUAGAGAUGCCAUGGUCUUUAGAACUUGUGCAGAGUUUUUUAUAUUGGAAAACCUGGUUUCUCUGAGUGGUAACCUGAAAAUCUACUCAUCUGUUUCUGAUUGACAGGUGUCAGAUUGAUCUAUCAACACUCGAACGGGAAAAGUCGCAUAAAAUCGAGGCAGCACUGGAGGAUAAUGCAGGGACUAUAGUAAUGCACUUAUCCAUUACAGGAUUGGACGCACCGGGGUGUGAAUCAGACUUAAAUACAUUUGUAGAGAAACCUGGACGACGACAAGAGGUCGCUAAACAGUUCAUGUUAAAGAAUACACCCAAAAAGAUUAAAGACGUUGGUUGGCUUCAGGUAAUAAAUAUUGUGGAUUAGGUGAAGCAAAACUUACUAUUGAUGUACUGCACCCGCCCUGUUUGUAUUAAGCCUUUGAGCACUGUACAUUGUAAACCCUCAUCUAUAGUUAGUAGUUUUUAUUUAAUUCCCCCCUCCAAUCUCAAAUCUCAAAUAUCAGUGAGCCGCUUGAUCUUGAUCGUUUCAGCACAGGGUUUCCAGACUCGCAACAGCCUAUUUUAUGGGAAUUUAUUGCACGGAAGAAUUCUAAGUAGGUGAGAAACCAAAACACUAAAACUUGCUAAAAUAGCGUUUAUAGGGCGGAAAACAGUAAGAAAACAACAUAGACACAGCUCUUUGUGAGGUAUGUGUACUUAAUUAGCUGUUUGUGUAGAUUUUAACCGUUUUAUCGACCUUACGAUAAAUUCCCAUACAAAUCCAUUUAAUGUGGCUUCCACUAGGCAGUUGUGAGUCUGGGACCAUUGUGGUUUCAGGAGUAAGUCCCGCUUCAGGACGCAGAUCUCUGAGUUAAUUACGUUAUAGCCGGCUGUAUCUUGUAUUAUUGCUUUAAAUAAUCUUUGUGCAGGGAAUAAAAUUGUAGUGUAAAAGUUUGUUUCUUCACGACAGGUGAAACUUCAUCGUGCAGUUGGACUGGCUUCAGCUGACAUUGGAGGAACCAGUGAUCCAUUUGCUGUGGUUGAGCUUAAUAACCAGCGUCUAGUCACCCCAACUUUGUACAAGACUCUUAACCCUGCUUGGGACAAAAUCUAUGAGAUGUAAGUUCAACCAUACUCAAAUUGAACUGCUUCACCAUGACCUCAUCUAAUCAUCCAUCUCGAAGUAAAUAAACUAAUUCUAUAUUUUACCGUCUCUCGCAGGACUGUCUAUGAUAUUCACGACGUUCUAGACAUUACUGUUUUUGACGAGGACAAGAGAGGCGCCCCGGAAUUUCUUGGCCGAGUAGUAAUUCCACUAUUACAGGUAAAUUAAGGCAGUUAUAGAGAGUUAUUCAAUCAUUUACAAGGUAUCUACUGUACCGCUCUAGUGACUUAGGGAUUGGCGUAUGAGACUAGAACCGACUGGGUUCCUUAUUGGAAUAAUUUUUACCGUAGAGACAUCGAGUCUGAAAUUGCCACCUGUUAAAUGAAUAUGCUCUUGAAAAAAGCGAAAUUUUCCUAACUUCAACUUUGAUACUUUUUCAGCAACAAGUUUACAUGUACAACAACUGUUUGUAUUACAAUCGUCACCCGAAAAUAGCAUGGCUAAAAUCGCGGGUGCAAACUACAUGUACAUGAGUACAUUAAUUCUUCAAGACCCAAAAGUCAAUAGAUUGAAUGAAUUGCAUUAUAAUGGUUACAGAGCACUUGUUUCAUGUCACAUUUAUCCCUAGGUUACCCCCGGUGAGAAGCGUUUGUACCAGUUAAAGAAUAAGAGCUUGGAAGGCAGGGUCAAAGGUCACCUUAUUCUUACCCUUGAUGUGGAUUAUAAUCCAAUACGGGCUGCGGUGAGGACAGUCAAUCCAAGGGACCCUAAGACUAUGUUUGAUCCACCUAAAUUCAAGAGAGCGGUAAGGAAUUGCGUUUUGAGCUUGUUUGAAUCUUCUUCUCCCAGAAACUUUAAUUCGGUAGUGAAAAAGCGGAUUGAAUUCCAUUGUCUACCAUGUGGUUUCCUUUUUUUUCUCUUUUUGAUGAACAUUUCUGUUUCAUGUGUUUUUGUUUUCAGUUGUUGCAGCGUAAUAUUGACCGCGUGAACAAACUUGUUGCAAGUCUGGUAUCGACUGGGGCUUUUGUCCAGUCGCUCUUUACGUGGCAGUACAAAUUUAGGAGUGCUUUUGCUUUUGCAGUAAGUAUAUCGGUUUAAUCUCCUUUAUCCAUCCCCAAGUAUCUGUUUUAGGCGCGUUUUACGAGAUCCAUUGAUUUUGCCUUUUAGAUCUACAUUAUGCUAUGCCUGAACUUUGACUUCUACAUUAUACCGCUGACCCUCCUACUAACGUUCCUGAAGCAGUAUGUGAUGUGUAUGUUACUUGCGGACAGAAACGUGAACCCUGAAGAACAGGUGCGUGCCUACUCAUUCAUAUUCAGCAGUUUUUGAAAAAAUGUGCAACUUGAGUCAUGUUUUUUCAGGUCUUUUUUGGGCUUCCUCUUGAACUGACAGAUCCACUUUUUGUAGUGUCGUACUGGCCUGGGAUUAUACUGAGUGUUUUUCUAAUAACCACUGUUAAUGGAGUAAAUCCCCGUCGUCAGUCGAACAUGAUGUUCUGGGGUGGUACAAACUAGUACUUUCCUGCAAUUUUACAAUCUUUUACGUAGCAGUUGGCAGCAACUUCCGGGGAAAGUAGGAUUGUUAUGGCGCUUAGCUGGAAGUUUUUCUCUUGAUAUCGCACAGCUGGUCUCACCAAUAAACACACGCGUGCAUGAUGAUUUUAUCCUUUUUUGCUACAGGAAGGAGCGCCAGUAGACGAUGAUGAUGACUUGGAAGAUGAAGAGGAAGAUAAAGGAAAGAAAGGGGUAGGACAUUAGGACUGUCGCAAAAAAACCGCAGUCAACUGUACUGAAGACCAACAACCUCUUAACGUUUUAAUUAAUCACUUGAAAUGAGUGUCUUGCUAAACCUUGGGGAUCUCACUGGGGUUAGGGUGACCUAAGUUAUGCUCUGGUGACUUUGGAACUGAAUGGGUGCCGGGCCAGCUGCAAAUGUCCUUUCUCGUAUACUCUAUCCCUUUGUCUUUUUUUAAUUUCAUUUCCCUAUUAUAUUCUAAAAGUGUGUAGCAAAGCAAAUUUAGCAUAGUUUUUGGCAGUUAUUGCAUGUGUAAAACAAACGGUAAGUUCGCACGCAAACUCUCCCAGUGCAACGUCCGCUGCCUGGAAAAGCUUAAUAAAUUUUAAUUUAAUAUUAACUAGAAUGACUUGAAGAGUUUUACUUGCCUUACAGGACAAAGGAAAGAGUUUCAAAGAGAAGAUAGCAGCGCUAACAUCCAUCUGUCAGACUGUGCAAAACGCUCUUGAUAUGGUGGCCUCCAUGGGCGAAAGGGUGAAAAAGUAAGUCGACUGUAUGAUAAAGAGUUUCGGUAAAAUUAUAAACCACACCCAGAUGUUAGAAAAAUACCUGAAGAACACAAGGAUUAGAAAGCAGGGCUUAAUAUCCUUCAAAAUAAAAAGAACGUACGAACUUGACAAACAGAACCUAACAAUCCCUUCAAAUGUCAUUUGUGCUGUAUAUAUUAGCGGUUGAUAUUCAGCGUACAUGUGCCUUCUUACCAAACGUUUUUUUUCUCCUUGCAGCACUUUUAACUGGACGGUGCCAUUUUGUUCGUAUUUGAUGUGUGUUAUCUUCACGUUAGGAACAGUUGUGCUAUAUCUUGUACCUCUCAAGUUCUUGUUGCUUGCCUGGGGUAAGGUUUUUUUUCCACUUACUCUUGAAUGCCUUAUUCUGUUUUACAUUUCUCAGUCCUUGAGAGCAGCUCGCUGCCUUUUUUUUGCGUUGAUUCUGUUAUUUUUUUAUGCAAAGAUAUGAAGCGUUAAUUUAAACACCCCCUUCAGAUACCCUUCUUUUUUGUUCUUUGUUUCUAGCAGUUGUGGCCCUUAAUGUCUUUUGUUUAGGCUGCGAAACCGCUAACGCGUUAAAUGAAGGCACGGCGGAAGGGGGGUGGGGUUUGCUUGGUGGCUCCAUCGUGGGGCAGCGCGCUGAAAGCAAAACCACCCUAUCCAAUCCGUGCAGCUCCAAAGGCCACGUUAUCUCAGAUACAUGUGGCAAACCUUCCGAAAAUCAGAUCAUUGACAGUUCGCACAGUGCGAGACAAUACCUUUUGUUUAGCACAAGUUGCCUUGUUUAUUUAUAUUGAACUGUUUUGUUUGUGACCAGGAAUAAACAAGUUCACGAAAAAGAUCCGUAAACCAAAUGCUGUCGACAACAACGAGCUCAUGGACUUCUUGUCACGAAUUCCUUCAGAUGUUGAAGUGGUACGUUGAAUCACCCCAUCUCUCUGAAAUCACUGUUCUGCGAUUGUCCAGCAAUCCGCCAAAAACUGCGGAUCCCGUAAAAAAAAUCCCCCGUGAAAUAAAUAUCACGAAAUAUAGUCUAUUUUAAUAAAUUUAACGUUGUCAACCAUGUUGCGACCUAGCCUCCUAAGUGGAGCGGGCGAAAAAGCUUGGCCUGGGUAAGAAAGAAAAAUACGGAUUCACGAAGAUUUGUUUCCAUGAAACGCAAAGAAUUGACGACAAUCCGCGAAAUAAAACUUUUCGUGAAAAUCAAAUGGUAUUCAAAUACUUGAGUUAAACUUUUGGUAAAACUUCCUAAGAACCUUUCCAUUUGUUUUGUCUACAGAAAGAGCAAAAGGUGCUGAAAACAGACCCUUCACUCCGGUUAAAGAGGAUCGAUGGCUAAUGAACACGCCUCUGAUCGUCUUGCAAACAGCCUUAUCAGUUAAAUGGGGGAUGAAACUGACGCGGAAUAAGGAGGGGGUGUGGCCCCGAUGUGCUCACUUCCUAGAAAUGUCUUUAUCUCCAGACAGAAAACAGAUGACGAGGAGAAACAUUUGCAGCUUGAACAAUAUUGCGAAUUUAAUUCUAUUUAUUAAAUUGUACAGUAUUUAUUAUCUUUAAAGUAUUAGAAUAUGUAGCUAGCGAUAUAAAAGUGAAUUGGCGUCUCUACGGGCACCUUGUGGGUAACAUGUUGCCCUUAAUUUGUUGAGACAUUUAUAUUGGGAUGAGAUAUCAAUUGUAGGUUUGUAAAAUCAAUUAAUAAAUUAUAUUUAAUCUUUUUU